AGAGAGAGAGAGAGAGAGAGGAAGAAAGGGAAUUUUCUAAAUACAGAGGUCAAAAGGAUUCAUUGAGAUUGAGAAUUAUGAGAAAUUAAAAAAAUAAUAAUUAAAAUUAAAAAGGGAAAAGGAAUUGAUUGGUAUCGAUCAUGUGGUUAAACCAUGGUUUUCUGGCCCUAGCUUCCGGUAACAGUGCCCAUCUCUUGAGGCGCGGCUCAGCCGGUAGCCGGUCGGAACCCACUUCUUUACGCAACCACCUUUGAAGAUUCUGCAAAUCCAGCGUUAAUGGCGGCUCCGAGGAAUCUGGUGCUGAGAGACGAAGAGAAGGCGGAGAUGAACAAUCCCGCGGCGAAGAAGAUGAAAUCCGAGAGAUAUCCUUUCUCACGGUGGGGAUUGACGGUGGCGUUAGGUAGUUUUUUAGUCUAUUCCGCCGCGCUCUUCUGCAUUUACCGUACAAUGCCGGCCGCUGAUUUCAAAUACAUUAAGCUUCCACGUUCGCUCGCCGAUCUUCGAAUGCUCAAAGAUCAUCUUGGAAGCUAUGCCAAGGAUCACACUGGACGGUUCAUUCUGGGAUAUUGUUCCACCUACAUAUUUAUGCAAACUUUUAUGAUACCUGGGACAGUUUUCUUGUCAUUGUUGGGUGGAGCUCUUUUUGGAGUUGUUAGAGGCCUUGUUUUAGUGGUUUUCAAUGCUACGGCAGGAGCUACUGCUUGUUUUUUUCUCUCCAACUUAAUUGGUAGACCUUUUGUUUCUUGGAUGUGGCCUGAAAAAUUGAAAACUUUCCAAUCUGAGAUAGCCAAGCAAAGAGAAAAGCUGCUUAAUUACAUGAUCUUUCUCAGGAUAACACCAACACUACCUAACAUUUUCAUAAACUUGGCAUCCCCCAUUGUCGAUAUACCUUUUCAUGUUUUCCUUUUGGCUACACUCAUUGGUCUUGUUCCUUCGUCGUACAUCAUGGUCAGGGCUGGUCUUGCUCUUGGGGAUCUCAAAUCUGUCAAGGAUUUAUAUGAUUUCAAAACCUUGACUCUACUUUUCUUCAUUGGUUCUUUGUCAAUACUUCCCACUCUUCUAAAGCGAAAGCAAACCUAUGAAUGAAGAAGAUUCUACAUACAGGAUUUUUCUUUUUACUAAUUCUAGUUCUAUAACCAUAACUUAUUAGAGGAUGUAGACAAAGAUUGGAGAAUCUAAGUCAAAUUAUGGGAGAGAUGUGAGAUUCAAGGAUUUUCCCCUACCCAACAGGAUCCAUCACAAUCUUCUGUGUUUAUCUAUUGAUGUGACUCCAAGGGUCUAAAGGCCAUUUGGAGCGUAAAUAAUGUUUCAUGUAUAUACACGAAAUGUCUAAUAUUUGAAUCUUUGAUAAUUAUGUAUUUUGAUAUACUAGAUAAUUAAUGUCUAGAAGUUAAAUAUGUA
Molecule: messenger RNA, 1401 nt
Organism: Cucumis sativus (cucumber)
Lineage: Eukaryota; Viridiplantae; Streptophyta; Magnoliopsida; Cucurbitales; Cucurbitaceae
Exons: 4
Coding region: 277-1086 (269 amino acids)
Cellular component (GO): endoplasmic reticulum
Source: RefSeq, a predicted model, not a curated record